AUGUUCUUUUACUACCUGCUCUUCUUCUGUUUGUUGUAUGAUGUGCUCAUCAGCGGCUGCGAGGCGUUCAUCACCACUGGUCACAGCACGAAGGAAAGAGCGAUUUCAAUAGGAUCAACUAAUGAGAAAAGCGCCGGCGACUGGCCAGAGUACAUUGACGAGAUGCGAUCCCUGAUUCUCUUCAUCCUCUUCGUCCUUAUGCUACUAAUCGACGCCAAGCCACGUCCUUUCGACGAUACUGUCCGGUUGAUUCGAGUGAAACGCCAAUGGGGAUCGGAGUGGUAUCGGCUAUAUCGACCGCGGUGGGCCAAAUGGACUGCCGGCACUGGAUAUCGCCCUUGGUACCUACUGCCCUUAACGCAGGAUGGACCCACCAUUGCACGACAACAUUCCCUUCUA
Messenger RNA from Ostertagia ostertagi, 399 nucleotides. Lineage: Eukaryota; Metazoa; Nematoda; Chromadorea; Rhabditida; Trichostrongylidae. The record is from the annotation of a GenBank genome assembly.